UUGAAUUGCUUAGCAAUUAUCAGUAACUUGAUCAACGAGUUCAUGUUUUGAAGAUGGCAACAAGCAAUCAAAAGCCUUUAUCUCUCCAUCGAAGACCAAAACUUCGUAUCAUUUCCCAAUCAUCCUUAGCUUUGUCAAGAAGAGAAAGAAAACUGUUCAAGAAAAGAAACCAAAACCUGCAAAACCCAUACAAAGAAAUAGAGAAACAAAAGCAAAAAAGGAAUCUUUUUCCUCUCCCUCCUAAAGCCAUUCUUUAUCUCCCAUCCAUUUCUCUCUACAAGAUAUAUAAAACCCUCUACGAUCCUUCUUCUUCCUCAAGAACACACCCUUAAACAGAAACCCGAAAUCCCCAUUCUAAACUAUGUCCUUAACCCAUCGUCCUCGUGUUACAGUCAAUGGAAUACGAAGAAUGAGAACUUUUCAUUACUUCUGGUGCCAAAGCUGCCAGAGAACCAUAAGAUUAACCUCCAUAAACCCACAUGAAAAUUUCUGUCCUCAUUGCUUUAGUGUAGUAAAUCAUGAGCUAGACAUAUUAAGGCCUAGGCUAAUUCCUGACCUGAUAGAGCUUGAGCCUUCUCCGGCUUCAAGAUUAUUGGAUUCAUUAGCAUUAACGCUUAAUUCUUCAAUGAGACGGCGAUACAUUGAAUAUCAUAGAAGAUUUCGUUGGGAAUCUGAAGGUGCCAAUUCACCUUGGAUUACUCUUGAAUUUCUUGAACCUCCCCGCCCACCACGACUUCCACAGCCACAUACGGCGGUUCCUGGCGGUGUUGAUGCUAAUAAUAAUGGGAAUACUGGGAAUUUUGCUGAUGUCGAUAACUUGUUUGUUCCGGAGCUGACUGAUCUUGACAGGCCCGGACCACCUCCUGCGGCUGCUUCCGCUAUUGAAGCAUUGGCAAUGGUGAAAAUUACACAAGAACAUUUGAUUAAGGAUUCGACUUGUCCUGUUUGUAAAGAUGAAUUUGAGUUAGGUGGAGAAGUGAGGGAAUUACCCUGCAAGCAUUUGUACCAUUCAGAUUGCAUUGUUCCAUGGUUAAGUAUGCACAAUACUUGCCCGGUUUGCCGGUAUGAAGUGCAUGAUGGUUUUGAGGAUCAUAUACAGCAAGAAAAUGGUCAAUCUUUUGGAUUUGAGGAGGUGGCAAAUAGUAUGAAUUGGCUGAGGAACCAGUUUGUUUCUUUAUGGCCUGUUCGUGCAUUUUCAGUUUGGAGACAGAGGUAUCUUGAUUUCUUGGAUAAUCGAGUUGCAAAUUCUGGAGGAGCUAGUCCCUGGUGGCGUUCCUGGCUCAUUCUCUAGCUCUGCAUUUCAACUGCUACUCAAGCUAGAAUCUGUACAUAUUAGCCUUGUAAUUGAAUGAUUUCUUAUAGCUAGGCAGGUAUCUGUAACUUAUGCUAAAUUUCAAGAUUGCAAAGAUGAAAGUUAAAUUGAAGCUUAACAGGUAAGCUUCACACUUCUUGUUAUCUCUCCGAAACUCCACCUCGGCCACCAUAUAUGAGGACUGUUGGGCCAUAAGCAUAACUGGUCUCAAUUGUGAAUUUUAAGUUGUCUUAAAUAACUCAUUCUGUCAAUAUCUUUGCUGCAGAUUUCUGAACUUGGAAAAAGGUGUUUAACCCAUGAUGGUGGAUACUUCUGAUUUCAGAAAUGGGUUCGUUGUUGAAGAAACUAAAUGGAUUCCACUUGAACACAAUUCGGAUUUCGACUUCUUAAGGAAUCAUAUAGAACUAGAAAUUAAUUCCAGAACUGAUCUCAAAUGUAAUGGCAAUAUGUUCUGUUAUGCCACAUGACAAUGCAAUCACAAGAAAUAUUGAUUCUUUAAAGGAUAAACAGGCAUAACUAAUGCACUUCUUGGA
Messenger RNA from Jatropha curcas, 1845 nucleotides. RefSeq names its product RING/U-box superfamily protein. Gene Ontology annotation, biological process: protein ubiquitination. The record is from RefSeq and is a predicted model, not a curated record. NCBI's taxonomy places the organism in Eukaryota, Viridiplantae, Streptophyta, Magnoliopsida, Malpighiales, Euphorbiaceae. Gene Ontology annotation, molecular function: ubiquitin protein ligase activity. Gene Ontology annotation, cellular component: cytoplasm.